GACCUGUCCAAGAUGAUAUUAUUUUUAGUCAGUCUUUUCCUUGGGAACAUUCCUUCAUUUGCAUUUUCAGCAUCCCAGCCAAAAAUAAACUGCCUUAUCAUAAACCUGGACUAUGUUAAUUGCACCUGGAGUGAGCAUGAGCAAAGUUACAGUUUCAAGAGCAAGUUUUCACAUAACGAAAUUCUGGAUUGUCCUAAAUAUCUCAAGAUUAAAGGUGUUAACGUGGGCUGCAUUUUAACCUACGAAAACCCACUACGGUUUAAUACUUUAAACACAUGGCUGUACAGUGACAACGGCAGUUUGGUGACAGAGCAGAAACAUGAAAACAUUAAAGCAUCUGUGAAGCUUUACCCUCCAUUCAACCUGUCUGUGGUGGAAAAAAAAGAUGCUGAACUGUGGCUGUACUGGAAUAUUACAAGGAACUACGUCUGCAUUGAGAGUGAAAUUCGUCACAGGACAGACAACAAUGCCUGGAAGAACACCACUCCAGGCCACAGGACCUCCUUCAGUUUGCCUUUUCCCUCAAAAAAGCGGUAUGAGUUCCAGGUCAGGGCUCGAAUAGGGUAUUCCUGCGUAGAGUCCAUGUUUUGGAGCGACUGGAGUGAGCCUGUCUACUGGGGAUCUUUAAAGGCCAACAAUAACACAGAGAGUCCGAUUAACAUGUCUGUGACGUCACUGGUGCUGUAUAUAGUGGGAGCCACAAUAAUUCUCAUCAUACUCUCCUGCUUGCUCAUCCAUAGCGAGAGGUUAAGAAUCAUUUUAAUACCAGUGGUACCAAAUGCAGGACGAAAUGUAAGCAAUUACCUUGCAGCCCUUUUUGACAAUUAUAAUGGCAAUGUUGAGAAAUGGCUGUCCAUGCCUAAAGAUCUGGAGAACGGCUUCAAACCCAAUUUCACAGAGCGUGCCUGCCCUGUGCGCGAGUACAAGACAGUGUCCCAGUCCAGCACUGACAGCGAAAGCAUCCUCUCAAUCCCAACAGAGCUGUCAUCAGAUAAUCAGUGCAUGCAUAGCUCAUCAGCCUCCACCAUACCUGGAUCUGCCGAAACCCCACAAACCCAAGAUCAAUCGCAAGUGGAUAUUCCAGUCUAAAUCUUCAUCUUAAUCUGAGGCAAAUAAAGUUGAGAGUUUAUCUUUGAAAUUUAGAUUUUAAAUUAGAAUCUUGAUUGAAAAGAAAAAUAUUUCCAAGUGAAAAAAGGGUUUUGCAUGUGUUAUAUAAUGAUGAAUCCCAGUCGAAUCUAGUAUUGGCAUUUUGAAACCUUUUUUUUUUUAUCAACUCAAAACAAGGAAUGAUAAACAUUCAGUUGCUUCUUUUUCUUAUGUUUAAGCAGGGUAGUGUAGUGUUUAUAAUUGAAAUAGUGUUCUUUUUUUUUUUUUUUACAUAGUUUGGAGUUGGUUUUUGUUAUAAUAGGUCAGGUGGAGUUGCAGCAUAGUA
This is a messenger RNA of Sinocyclocheilus rhinocerous, 1432 nucleotides long. Its product is annotated as cytokine receptor common subunit gamma-like. The transcript has 8 exons. The coding region runs from base 13 to 1089 and encodes 358 amino acids. Gene Ontology annotation, cellular component: external side of plasma membrane. Gene Ontology annotation, biological process: cytokine-mediated signaling pathway. Gene Ontology annotation, molecular function: cytokine receptor activity; protein binding. The record is from RefSeq and is a predicted model, not a curated record. NCBI's taxonomy places the organism in Eukaryota, Metazoa, Chordata, Actinopteri, Cypriniformes, Cyprinidae.